This is a messenger RNA of Hypomesus transpacificus, 1546 nucleotides long. RefSeq names its product cytosolic iron-sulfur assembly component 2B (gene ciao2b). The record is from RefSeq and is a predicted model, not a curated record. Lineage: Eukaryota; Metazoa; Chordata; Actinopteri; Osmeriformes; Osmeridae. The transcript has 5 exons. Bases 689 to 1174 code for a protein of 161 amino acids. Gene Ontology annotation, cellular component: cytosolic [4Fe-4S] assembly targeting complex. Gene Ontology annotation, biological process: iron-sulfur cluster assembly.
AGCAGUUCACCCCAAGUGUAGACUCAGAUGAGGAAACAUGAAUAAGGUAUUUAUAAAAGGUAGGCUGGGGGAAGAUGAGGUGCAGGCCAGGGUAAACUCAGGUGGGUUUCAGGGAAACAAGAACUGAGGCAAGGGGAGCAGGGGCAGGGUAAGCAGGUCUUGAGCGGAAUCCAAGCAAGCAGUAGAGUGGGGGUCCAGAGAAAGAGAGAGAACGAGAGACAUAUUUUUUGAGAGACCCCCCCCCCCUGUCUGGCAAGUUAGGGACAUGGACAAAAGGUAGGGCAUUAAUCUACAGCAACAUAGGUUGGUAGAUUAUUCAUCAUUUGUGCAGAUACUAUCAGUGCUCACUUUUCAUGCCAUAGAGGUAUACAAUAUUUCAGUGUUCAUGGAUUUCCUUUGCUGCAUAAAAUGAAUAGAAUGGCGACUUGCAUGAACCACUCUAUGAACUACACAUGCACUGCAUUUCUUUCAUAAUUAAAAGUUUUGUGCCUCCUGCUGGACAACUAAAAUAAAUACUAAACCGCAAACCCGUUUCUGAAUCUAUGGCUUUCCGUACUGUUCCAGGAAGUAUUUUCCUAAAUUGUGGUAGACGGGCUCUGGUUGUGGGAAAAAGGUAGAGUCAAAGAGUAGCUAGAAGCUCUUUGGUAGAGUGGAAAAUAAUCAUCAGUAUUUUAGAACAGCAAAUAAAAUGUCGGGGGGACUUCGGCUAGAGAACGCAAAUCCCUUGAUUUUCCAACGUUCUGGCGUGAGACUUCUGACAGCAAAUGACGAAGACGAAGAUGUUGUGGACCCUAUCGACGACAGGGAAAUCUUUGAUCUCAUAAGGUCCAUCAACGACCCCGAGCACCCGCUUUCCCUCGAGGAGCUCAAUGUUGUGGAACAAGUGCGUGUGCGCGUAAACGACCAGGAGAACACCGUCGGGGUGGAGUUUACCCCCACCAUCCCACACUGCAGCAUGGCAACCCUUAUUGGCCUCUCGAUCAAAGUCAAACUGCUGCGCUCGCUACCAGAAAGGUUCAAGAUUGACGUUUGUAUCACUCCGGGGACCCACGCCUCAGAGGAAGCAGUCAACAAGCAGCUAGCAGAUAAGGAGAGAGUGGCUGCAGCUCUGGAAAAUGCCCAGCUUCUGGAGGUUGUCAACCAAUGUCUGUCCACCAGAACCCUGAAUGCUUAAGGUCCUGGUAAUAUUAGCAAAUCCUUGUCCACCAGUGCUGCCCGAACAACCCGAACAACCAAUCUGCUCAGAGCAAUGAUAGACAAUAUCUGACAUCUCUAUGAACAGUUUUCUGAAGCACUUUCUACUUGUGACUAGUACUUCUGAUCUAGUAGACAGCAAGUAGUCCUGAGAAUGUCAUACAGUCUACUUCGUAAAUCAGCCAGUCACAGAGUAUAUUCUGAUUGUGUCUUUUAAAUGGAACAUUUGUAAUUACAGCUGAUGCAUACUUGUAUGCAUUGCAGUUUUAGCUGCAAUAUUUCAUAUAAUUUUGCUGACAUUAAAUGCUUAAUGUUAUGAAUUGUGCAUUGUGAAUAAAUACAUUUAAAUAUG